This is a messenger RNA of Schistosoma margrebowiei, 564 nucleotides long. The record is from the annotation of a GenBank genome assembly. Lineage: Eukaryota; Metazoa; Platyhelminthes; Trematoda; Strigeidida; Schistosomatidae.
AUGACUACACUUGACAAUAUUGAUCAAGAACCAGAACAUGGAAGUGAUGAAUUAGUUUUGUCAGAAAAUAAAGAAAACAAGACUAGUGAUAAUCAUGAUAAUAAUGAAACAGAUCAAUCCAUAGGACAUAUGCGUGAUGAAGCCUUAAGGCGUAAAGAACGUCUAAAGCAAUUACGUAUGAAAAAUGCAUCACAUAAAAGUAUUAUACACUUAAACAAUAGCGAUAAUGGAGAAUUACCCAAACCGAUAUUUCGAAAUUACAAACCACAGUCAGAAGAAUUAAAAGAUGGUGAAUUGCCUGCUGGUAAACCGGUAGAUCUGAACAAGCACAUCAUUGCACAACUGGAAGCUGCCGAUGCACCAGUUAUUGUUGAUGAAGUUAAUUUGGCAAGUCUUGCACCUCGUAAACCUGAUUGGGAUUUAAAAAGGGGUGUUGAGAAGAAAUUGCGUAAAUUAGAACGUCGAACUCAACGUGCUAUCGCUGAAUUAAUCCGUGAACGUCUUCUUGAAACAAGUGUCGACUACACUGAGACAUAUGCAAACCAUCCAAAAUCAAUUGAAUAA